CUUACUAUAUACAUAAUUAUUAUAUAUAUUUGAAUAUAAUAUAUUUAAAAAAAAAAAUUAUGGCUGGAGGACAUAAUAGUCGCUUUAAUGUAUGCAAUUCAAAUAUGAAAUACAAUUGUGCUACACAACCUCCAAAUAUAGAUAACCCAACUUAUUUAGACGCCUAUCGUCGAUCAAUUGAAACACCAGAAGAUUUUUGGGGUGAAGUUGGACAAUCACUUGAUUGGUAUAAAACAUGGGAAAAAGUUUUAGAUAACUCAAUGGAACCAUUUACAAAAUGGUAUGUUGGCGGCUAUCUAAAUGCUUGUUAUAAUACAAUAGAUAGGCAUAUUUUAAAUGGCAAAGGAGACAAAGUAGCUUUAAUUCAUGAUAGUCCAUUGACAAAUACUAUAAGACACGUUACUUAUAAUGAACUUUAUGAAACUACUUCACGGUUAGCUGGUGGCUUAAGGCAACUUGGUGUUGAAAAAGGUGAUCGCGUUAUAAUUUAUAUGCCUUUAAUACCGGAAGCAGUUAUGGCAGUACUAGCAACAGCACGUCUUGGUGGAAUUCAUUCUGUUGUUUUUGGAGGUUUUGCUGCUAGUGAACUAUGUACACGUAUUGAACAUGCCAAACCGAAAGUUGUAAUUGCUGCCACUUGUGGUGUAGAACCAAAUAAAGUUGUCAAAUACUUAGAUAUGUUGCAUAGUGCUAUUGCAAUGUCUACAUGGAAACCAGUAUGUAGAGUUAUUUUUGAACGGAACAAUGUUUUAAGUGUAAGCUUAGAUUGUAAAAAAGACGUUUCAUGGAAUACCGUAUUGCAAUUAGGAAGUUUAGCAGAGAGAUGUGAAUGUGUUCCAGUUGAAGCAAAUGAUCCGUUAUACAUUUUGUAUACAUCUGGUACGACUGACAAACCUAAAGGUGUUCAGAGACCAAUUGGCGGUCAUCUUGCUGUAUUAUCUUAUUCUAUGAAAAUGAUUUAUGGUAUUACAAGUAAUGAUGUGUGGUGGACAGCCUCAGAUUUGGGAUGGGUAGUUGGUCUUUCAUAUAUUUGUUAUGCACCUUUACUUAUUGGAGCAACAUCUGUAAUGUAUGAAGGAAAACCAGACAGAACACCAGAUCCAGGACAAUAUUUUAGAAUAAUUGAUCAACAUAAGGUUUCAGCUGCAUUUUCAGUACCAACAGCUUUUCGUGUUAUAAGGCGAGUAGACCCAGAAGUUAAAUAUGGCAAAAAAUAUUGUUUAGAUUCAUUGCGAACGAUUUUUAUUGCGGGUGAACAAUGCGAUAUUGAAACGAAAAAUUGGAUUGAAAGAACAUUUAAAGUUCCUGCUUUAAAUAAUUGGUGGCAAACGGAAACUGGCUCUGCAAUAACAGCGAGUUGCGUUGGUUUUGGACAUAGCAUGUAUCCACCAAAAUACACAACCGGCUUACCUUUUAUGGGAUAUCAAAUUGAAGUUUUCAAUCAAGAUGGUAUGCAAACUGAAUCUGCAGAAUUAGGAAGAAUUGUUAUUAAAUUACCAUUACCACCUGGUAACAUGUCAACACUUUAUAAAAACGAUGAACUUUUCAAGCAAAUUUAUUUCCAAAAGUUUCCUGGUUACUAUGAUACCAUGGAUGCUGGAUAUAAGGACCAAAAUGGUUAUGUUUACAUUGUUGCUAGAGAUGAUGAUGUGAUUAAUGUAGCUGGACAUAGAAUUGCAACUUCAAGCUUGGAAGAUGCAGUUUUGCGUCAUCAUGAUAUCGCAGAUGCGGCAGUAUUUGGGGUACCUGAACCUACGAAAGGUCAGGUUCCCUUAUGUUUAUUUGUUGUUAAAGAAGGAACAAAAAAAGAAGCUACAAAAAUUUCAUCAGAAAUCAUCAAAAUAAUACGUGAUGUAAUUGGGCCAAUCGCAUCUUUUCGUUUGGCUGCUAAAGUUGAAGGUUUACCCAGAACUAGAUCAGGUAAAACAAUGCGCAAAGCCAUGGCCGAUUUCGCCAAAAAUGAAGAAGUUACUUUGCCAGCUACAAUAGAAGACCCUACCGUAUUUUCAGAUAUAAGAAGAGCUCUUCAAGAAUUAGGGUAUGCUAUGACGGCUCCAAAUCCAAUAUUAGCUGAAUGAUUUACUUAUAAUUCUGCACUUUUAUUUUUUAGAUUAAAUUUUAAGAAAUUAUAUUUAAAUUAUUUUAGUAUUCAGAUGAAAUAGAAAUAAACAUGUUACUAUUAUUUA
Molecule: messenger RNA, 2186 nt
Organism: Condylostylus longicornis
Lineage: Eukaryota; Metazoa; Arthropoda; Insecta; Diptera; Dolichopodidae
Product: acyl-CoA synthetase short-chain family member 3, mitochondrial
Exons: 10
Coding region: 60-2078 (672 amino acids)
Source: RefSeq, a predicted model, not a curated record